CGGCCGGGCUGGCGGCGACGAGGCUGCGCGCUGCCGCCGUGCCCGGCGCCGCUCGCUCCUUCCCCGCCGCGAUGCUGGAGUCCAUCCGUGUCACCGAAGAACUUCACUGGCCUAAGCAAGAGCUCUCUAAGAAAUCAAUCCUGAGUCCAGAAGAACAUAAGCUGAACAUUAAUAAUGAAAACAGUCUCCAGCACCUGUCUACUGGGAUUCUUAAGGACACUUUCACAACAGGAACCAGUAGCUACAACGUCCUGCUGCAGAGCAAAGAAGAAAAAAAACACCAGGCCCAAAAGCAGUCAUCUGCUCACCAUAAGAAACACAGAAAAGCCACAAAGUGUUCUGCCACCUUGCGAAGCGGUGAGCAUCGCAAAAUCCAAGGCCCACUGCCCUUGUUCAGCAGCGGAUGGUAUUGCACAAACCGACAGCCUUCCAUCCUUAUCACUAGCCCGGCGUCUAGCAGCAUGAAGCUUACAAACAGCAUUUCAGUUGCAGGGAACAGCAUAGGACUGCCUCCUCGACCCAGGAGUAGAACUAAAAGGCAUUUUAAUCAAACAAAGCCAAAACAAUCCCAGUUGUCAAAAAGCCAUGGAAAAGAGGGAGAUGUCUCUGGCCGAAAGCUCUGUUUACUGACUGCCAUCAAGCCUUCCAAUGUGGAGAAAGAGAAGAUGAAAUUCUUCAAGUCGGAUUUCACAUACAAUCCUCAAUUUGAAUAUGCAAACCCUGCACUGCCAAAUGUGUUAGCUAAGCAUAGCCAAGCAUCUGACAGAUUUCUCAAGCAGUCCAUUAACAUCAUGAAACGGACACUGCAGAAGUAUGGAAGCUAUGAAAAGUUUGAACAGGCCACUGGAGGCAGCUUGCUGACCAAAAGUCGCAUCUGGAAUCAUGUCAGGAAAUACAUGGUGAAAGAAGGCUGUCUUGGUGAGAUCGUGGUCCAUCUCACGGAGGACCUGCUUUCUCGAGCCUCAAUGACAGUGGUGAAUGGCCGUCCCACUCUCACUAUCAAUAUCUCUACUGCCCGAGAACACUGGCUGGAAGGGAUGCUGAGACAUGAAAUUGGAACUCACUAUUUUCGGGGUAUUAACAACAACAGCCAACCUUGGUGCAACUGGAACGGACGUAGAAAACAUGGGUUAAAACCAAUCAACCCUACUGAAGAGGGGCUAGCAAGUAUUCACAGUGUCCUGUUCCGCAAGGACCCUUUUCUUUGGAGGGCUGCCCUGCUCUACUACACAGUGUAUCAGGCUAGUCAAAUGUCCUUCAGUCAGCUUUUCCAGGAUGUGGGAAAAUUUGUCAAGGACCCCAACACCAGGUGGGAUUACUGUGUACGAGCCAAGAGGGGGUGGACUGAUACAUCACAGCCAGGCUGUUUCAAUAAGGAUCAGGUAUACUUGGAUGGCAUCCUUCGAAUCCUGAGAUACAGAGAGUCCAUUGAUUUCCACCUUCUGACAGCCCUUGGAAAGAUCUCAUACGAGGAUGUGGACCGCCUGAAGGAAUUAGCUGUGAUCGAGAACAUGAGGGUACCACACUUUUUGCAAGACCAUGCACGGUAUAUGGAGCACUUGGAAAAGAUCAUGGAAGUCAAUGAGCUGACUGAUAAGGAGCUCCAGGAGCUCAUAAAUUAACAGCAUUAGCUAACCCUUUAUUAAUGAUGUAUGACUGAGACAAUAAAACUGGACUUCUCAGAACUUGCAGAAAUAGACUUUUCUGCAGAAGGGAAAGGUGGUCAAAAUACAUAGUUCUGUGAAUUAGAUUUUUAAAAAUGUGAAUCAUGAAAGUAUGAACUCAGAAGUUUUUCUUUCCAAAAAAGUUCUUUCAAAUUCCUUUUGUGUUGUCAUUAUAUACUGAUUAUUUAUAAAGGGGCUUUUUGCUUUUUUAUUUUGGCUUAGAAAUUCCUUUGCAGUGAUAUGUGCAAACACCUCCUCUAUGUUUUGUAUGCUACAAAAAGAAUUUGACAAUUUCUUUUUUAAUGUACUGUCUUUUCCCAUCCCAGUUUUGAGGUGAAGGAAAGAAAAAAAAAGAGGCGCUCACUCACAUUUGCCCUGUCUUUGGUCAUAGCUUUCACAACACAUAGCAACAGAAUUGCUGUAGAUUAUGCUACAUCACUGUCUGCCUAACUCUUUCCCAUUUGCUCAUCAUAGCAACAAAAAAAAGUUUUUAAAAAAAGUUACAACACAGAAACAUGUCUUUGUGCAAUAUGAUCAAAGCUGUAUCACACUGUAAAGAACUAUUUGUUACUAAGAGACUUAACAUUAAAAAAAAGAUAUUGCUAGUUUAAUGACCAUAAACAAGUUAUCUCCCAAAAGAGUUGUUACACAUCUUUUCUGUAUAGUACAUGUUUCAAGAAGCUGAAUUAUGAAAAGGUUUUCCGACCUUUGAGGACAAGUACAGCACAUCUAGGAAGUUUAACAUGUCAGUGUUUUGGAAGAAAAACUGGACAGAACUGUGAUUUUGUGACUAGCAUGUUUUAAAUAAAUUCAGAUAUACAGGGACAUAAUUCAGCACAGCAGGCAAUUCGCACUUCUUCACCGAGUCAUGAGUGAACAGAGAGUCGGAUCACUUUUUGAGCAGUUUCAUGCCUCUGUGCUACAGUAAGCUUGAGCUUGCAGAGCUUGUGUGAGGACUGAGACGUUAGUGAGGAGAGGCGAAGACUCACAAGUGCCCUAUUCUCAUGUUCAAAGCAACAGAACUGCUGCAUCAAUUCUGAAGCAUAUAUACCUCUGUUUUAAAUGUUGGUGCUACAUCCAGAACUAAGUGGACAAAACACAUUACUGUAUGGCACAGCCAAUCCAACGGUAAACAGCUUGCAUGAUGCAGGAGGACUUACAGAGAGCUACAUUUUCUGAAUCCAGGUUAUUAUGGAAGAACUGAAGUUAUUAUAGAAUUUUGCACCUGUAAUUACUGUGACAAAAGGUUUUUGUUUUGGUAGAUAACGUUUUACCAGGGCUGGUCUGAUCUGCUGGGAAGGAGCCAUGGUAUCAUUCUCACUCUGACAGAGGCUGGACAGGAACAAGGUGCCCUCGGCGCCACCCUUACACGGGCCUGAGCCCCACUGUCUCUUUCUCUUCUCUUAUCCUGCUCUUUACUCCAAAGGAUCUAAUAAACCCCCAGUCCUCCACAGGCUGAUUUUACCCCCAUGACAGUAGUAGCCAUUCCAGCUUUGAAGUCUGGAUAACACAUUUUGUGAUCCAUAGAAGAAAAUCCAUGGGAAGAUCUCUUAGCUGGCUAAGCAGUCUGCAGGUUUUGAAUAAUCCCAAGACGCGAGCUUCCUUUUAGAUAGUAUUGCAAGUGCGCUGUAGUGGCUGCCUGCCUGCUUCAAAAAAGAAAAUGCAUUCAGCCUGCUGUACAAAUUUACUAAAUUUGGUUAUUUUUAAGACAUAAACCAAGAACUCCUCACAGCCUUAAUUUUGUAUUGUUCAUAGUGUUUAUGACCUGAAAGCCUGCCAACUUCUUUAUGUUUAACAAAAAGCCCUUUUCAUCUCCUUCCUCCUGGGGUGCUCAUAGGUUGAUGACUCGUAGCUUUGCCUUAGCGCUGAGCUGAGCAGACAUAGCAGCAGCCUGUGGGAACAGUUUGCAGUCACGCACUCGCUCCACGUUUUGGCUCCUUUGCCACAAGCGGCAGAAAAUCCACACGUGUCAGGUUCAAAGACUCCAGUUAAAAAGUCAUCUUUGGAGUAAAUCAGAUAGAGAUUGUCUGAGGUACAGCAUAGAAAAACUAGGUGCACUUUGCUGAUCCAAGGGUAUGGGAAAAGUUCAGUCCUUUAUGAAAGGGCUACAAUUUUGUAAUGAUUUUUUUUCUUACCAGGGAGAACUCCCAGCUUUCCUCCAGCUGCUUCUAUGUUAAAAAAAAGUGCUUUUUCCUCUCCCCCAGUAGUAGCUCUGUUAUAGUCUGAGGGUAUUUACUAUAAUGUGUGUGUGCAACCAGGAAGCCUCGUCACCUUGCUUUGCCACAGAUUACCAAUGUCAUAGCCCUUUCUCUACCUGUCUGUUGACUGUAUUACUACCCUCCCAGCCAAAAUGCUGCUGGCCUUUUUGCUUUGCUUGAAGGCCUGCAUCUCAUUUUCCCCAAAGCAGUUGAUGCCAUUUAAUUUCCUAUUUUUUUUUAUUAUUCUAAAAAUAGGUGUAACUAGUGGGUUUGAGUCUUAAAGUGGUCAGCUUAAAAAAAAAAAAAACAGUACUAUAGCAGUAGAUUCAACUGUCAGCUUCUGUUUUCAGUGUCAAAUUUGUCCUCCCUCUUUUGUAAAAGUGUUAAAUUUGGAAGCGCAGAUUUUGUAAUUAAAAAAAAAAAAAAAAACCACUCUGAUGAGCCUGGUUACUAAAUCAUGGUACUGAAGUUCUGUAAUAAAGUUUUUGGACAGUAGUGCAUGUAAGUUCAAGUUACUACAAAGUUUCAUAGUGUCAGUGAUGUGAUGACAGCCUUUCCUAGUAGUCUGGUCCAAUUGCUUUGCUGUUUAUCUCUGUCUCACUACUUCCAUGUCAUUCAUACACAGAAAGUUGGUCAAUAUUAGAAUAAGUGCCGCAUUUCACCGAGCCAAUUUUAAAUGGCAUUUUAUACAACAUUUGCAAAUAAACAAAA
Molecule: messenger RNA, 4573 nt
Organism: Rhea pennata
Lineage: Eukaryota; Metazoa; Chordata; Aves; Rheiformes; Rheidae
Gene: MATCAP2
Product: microtubule associated tyrosine carboxypeptidase 2
Exons: 7
Coding region: 72-1622 (516 amino acids)
Source: RefSeq, a predicted model, not a curated record